AGACUAACUGACCCCCCCUCUGCUCUCAGCCUGGAGCCUGCUGCAGUCCGGUUCUUGAGGCCAGGUAUCAGGAAGUAUUCCUGUGGACUCACACUGGACUCAAACACAGUGAACAGAAAACUCCAACUGUCUGAGGACAACAGGACGGUGACACAUGUGGAGGAGGAGGAGAAAUAUCCUGAUCAUCCAGAGAGGUUUGACUCCUUGCCUCAGCUGAUGUGCAGAGAAGCUCUGACUGGUCGCUGUUACUGGGAGGUCGAGAGGAGAGGAAGGGUUUCUAUAUCAGUGACUUACAGAGGAAUCAAGAGGAGAGGAGGGGUUUCUAUAUCAGUGACUUACAGAGGAAUCAGCAGGAGAGGAGGCAGAGAGGACUGUAGGUUUGGAAGGAAUGAUCAGUCCUGGAGUCUGAGCUGCUCUGGUGGUCGUUACUCUGUCUAUCACAAUAACACAGUAACACACACCUCCUCCUCCUCCUCCUCCUCCUCCUCCUCCUCUGGUAGAGUAGCAGUGUAUCUGGAUCAUCCUGCUGGCUCUCUCUCCUUCUACAGAGUCUCCUCUGACACACUGAUCCACCUCCACACCAUCAGAACCACAUUCACUGAACCUCUCUAUGCUGGGUCUUGGGUUCAGCUCUGGUUCCUCAGUGUCUCUGGUUCCUCUGUAGGAGGAAGAGUCUCCUCCUGUUCCAGAGACUUCCUCCCUGCUGCCCAGAGAGUUCAGUCUGUUCAGGAUCACAGCUGAUACAUAAUUGUAACCAUAGUGUACUUAUGUGUUUUUACUUAUUGUAAUUCUUCAUUAUUAAUAACGUGUGCCUACUUUGAUAUAUUUAAUAUACAGUCUACUCUUUUCACUUUUUCAGCACUAAACCUCUGCGGUUGUAAUUCUGUGGAUUUCCCCUUU
Messenger RNA from Notothenia coriiceps (black rockcod), 900 nucleotides. Its product is annotated as stonustoxin subunit beta-like. The record is from RefSeq and is a predicted model, not a curated record. The coding region runs from base 217 to 741 and encodes 174 amino acids. The transcript is spliced from 2 exons. Lineage: Eukaryota; Metazoa; Chordata; Actinopteri; Perciformes; Nototheniidae. Gene Ontology annotation, molecular function: protein binding.